Molecule: messenger RNA, 1293 nt
Organism: Pseudogymnoascus verrucosus
Lineage: Eukaryota; Fungi; Ascomycota; Leotiomycetes; Thelebolales; Thelebolaceae
Exons: 1
Coding region: 111-830 (239 amino acids)
Cellular component (GO): mitochondrion
Molecular function (GO): nucleic acid binding
Source: RefSeq, a predicted model, not a curated record
CUUGACUACUAUCUCCAAACCAAAUACCGUGCUUUGUGAAGUCCAAUAAAAUAAGUCUUGUUGGAGAGUUGUUGUUUUAUUAUAAGCCGUUUAUAUACCCAGCCAGUUUUAUGAUGCUCCUGCAGCCGUUAUAUCGACAACAUCGGUCUUGCCUGCUCCGGAUCUCAAAAUACAGUUACUCAACGGCGGCGGAAAAGCUAAAGGAGCAGCCAAGGGAAUAUACGGAAAAGGAGAUUGUAUACCCAGAUAGAUUGAACGCCAAUCACCAUGACUUGGAAACUUAUUUAGCUUAUGCCUCACGUUCCGGGCUUGAUUCCAAAAGCACCGUUUAUGUUGGCACCCAUUAUGAAUACACCGUCCAGGAGGUCCUAAAGCGCCUUGGCUUCUCUCUCCAGCAGACUGGAGGGGCUUCAGAUUAUGGUAUUGAUCUUCUAGGCGAGUGGAAACUACCCGCGGUUCCCUUAAACUUAAGGGUGUUGGUGCAAUGCAAGGCCCUGGCGAAGAAAUCUGGACCCAAUUUUGUUAGGGAGCUCGAGGGUGCCUUCGCAGGAGCCCCAUCCGGAUGGCAGGGAAACGGAGUUAUUGGACUGCUAGUCAGUCAAAAGCCGGCCACAAAGGGCAUGAGAGAAGCCUUAGCUAGGAGCCGCUGGCCGAUGGGGGCGAUCACGUGUACGGGUGAAGGGAGGCUCGUCCAGAUGCUGUGGAACAACAGGGCCAAUGAAGAAGGCCUUACCGGGGUUGGCGUUGGAAUCCGAUAUAAGGGCGGCAAUUUGAACGAAGAAGAAAUCCACCUCACUUUCAAGGGCGAAAAUAUGGAAACGGAGCCGUGAAUGGCUCUUGUCAAUUUGCAACCGCACUUGACGCGUGGAAGCGGUGGUCACCUCGUCCCUACUUGAUCAGAACUAUCCGAUUCUCAGCAAAUACCCAGCAUUCCAUGCUUCGUUGAUAGCCAGGCUCUUUGCAGAUGGUACUUGUCAAAAUCCUUCCUUCGCCAACCGAGCUUUCACAUAUGCUUUAUCCUUCAACAUCUCUUUCUUCAUAUGCUUGUUGAUCCAAUCCUCUAUGGACUGCUUCUUCUCUGCAAGACUCUCGACUUUCUUUGCUGCCAACUUAUCAUUUUCCGCCUUCCGUCUGUGACAUAACCGGCAGUUUCUCUCAAUGGCUGGGACGUCAGAUUUGCCUGCUUCACCUUCUCCGCCUUCUGCGUCUUCUUCGCCUUCUCCGCCUUCUGGGUCUUCUCUACCUUCUCCGCCUUCUGGGCCUUCUGGGCCUUCUGGGCCUUCUGGGCCUUCU